AUGUCUGUUGCGCAAACCGUCACCCUCCAGAAGGGCGAGCAGCCCACGGACAACGUCAUCAGCCUGAAGCCGUCGUCCAACCUCGUCGACCCGGCAAAAUGCCCGAGCCUGGCUGAUCUGAAGCGCGCCAUUCCGGCCCACUGCUUCCAGCCCAAGGUCGCCAUCUCCAUGGCCUACCUUGCUCGUGACAUCGCCAUGGUCUCUGCCCUGGUUUACGGUGCUCUGCAAAUCCACCACGUCGAGUCAUUUGCUGCCCGUACCGCUCUCUGGAUUCUCUACGGCGCUGCCCAGGGCUGCAUCUUCACCGGCCUGUGGAUUCUCGCCCACGAGUGUGGCCACGGCGCCUUCUCGAGGCACCAGCGUCUGAACGAUGUCGUCGGCUGGCUCUGCCACUCGGCCCUUGGUGUUCCGUAUUUCUCCUGGAAGAUCUCGCAUGCCCGCCACCACCGCUUCACCGGCCACAUCGACAAGGACCUCGUCUUCGUUCCGCGCACCGUUGAGGAGAUGGCCAAUAAAAUGGGCAUCUCCAUCAAGGCCCUUGAGGAGCUCACCGAGGACACGCCCAUUGUCACCACCAUCAAGCUGCUUGCCCACCAGCUCUUCGGCUGGCAGACCUACCUCCUCUUCAACGUCUCGGCUGGCCACAAGAGCCGUGUUCGCGACAACGACAAGAAAGGCUGGUUCAACGAGCGCGGCAGCCACUUCGACCCCUGGAGUGUUCUCUUCCUUCCCCAGCAGGCCCACCUCAUCAUCAUCUCCGACAUUGGUCUUGCUAUCACCGGCUUCAUCCUCUACAAGGCGGCUCAGGUUCUUGACUGGCAGACGGUUGCGCUCCUGUGGGUCGUUCCCUACGUCUGGGUUCACCACUGGUUGAUCGCCAUCACCUACCUGCACCACACCCACCCGGAUGUUCCUCACUACGGCGAGGAUACCUGGAACUUCACCGUUGGCAACCUCUGCACCAUCGAUCGCGACUUUGGCUUCAUUGGAACCCACCUGUUCCACGGCAUCAUUGACACGCACGUCGUCCACCACCUGUUCCCCAGGAUCCCCUUCUACUACGCCGACGAGGCCACAGCCGCCAUUCGCCCCAUGCUCGGCAACUUCUACAACGAGGACAAGAAGACCAACUUCCUGAACAGCCUGUGGACCACUUUCCGCAGCUGCCGCUGGGUCAAGGAGGAGAAGACGGCCCCCGCCCCCCAGGUUUACCACUGGGUCAAGCCUUCGUCCAAGGCUACGAACUGA
Molecule: messenger RNA, 1248 nt
Organism: Lasiodiplodia theobromae
Lineage: Eukaryota; Fungi; Ascomycota; Dothideomycetes; Botryosphaeriales; Botryosphaeriaceae
Product: Oleate delta-12 desaturase
Exons: 2
Coding region: 1-1248 (415 amino acids)
Biological process (GO): lipid metabolic process
Molecular function (GO): oxidoreductase activity
Source: RefSeq, a predicted model, not a curated record